AUCGCGCUGAAGCACCACGGAUAUGUUCGCAGAGAAACCCUGGGGUAAGCGCCCUUACUGGGGGGUUGGGUUCAACUACGACCAUCAGUGGGUGCUGACAGAUAAACAGAGGGAACUGCAGGCCAAGCUGAUGGAGCUGUGUCGAACGACGAUGCGACCAAAUGCCGUAAGAUAUGACGAGACAUAUGAAUUCCCAAGAGAAAACUUGAACGCCAUGGCGGAGCUGGGGCUGCUGGGAUUGAUUGCACCGAAGGACCUCGGCGGGCUGGGCGAGAACCACGUGUGUGCCGCCAUGGUGGUGGAGACUAUUGCCCGUUAUGGGUGCCCCAGUACUGCUAUGGUUUACUGUAUGCACGUUGGAGCAGUGGCUACUCUCCUACUACGUUACCAUAACAACAAACUCAUCAAAAGUGUCCUCCAACGUUUGAACAAAGACAAGCUGGUGGGGACUGAGUCUUUUAGUGAUCCCGCUACGGGUGGACAUUUUUGGUACCCACUGUCCUCUAAGAACCGGUAUAACAAGGAUGGCAGGUUCCAGAUGUUAAAGUACGCCUCCUGGACAACCAGCGCCGGAUUUGCAGACUUCUACGUCGUUCAAACCAUUAGCCCGGGCUUUGGCGGCGACUACUCCGACCUCUCCAUAUUUCUACUGUUCCAGGACGAGGUUCGUGCCCACGCUGACGACUGGAAAUCCCUAGGUCUCCGUGGUAACCAGUCUGGCGUACUUAUAACAGAGGGCGUACUUAGUCAAGACAGGCAGGUUGGAGAACUCGGUGAAGGUGCAGCCAUAACUGAUGAAAUUGGCGACCCGUGGUUCUUGCUACUGACUGCCUCCUGUUGGAACGGUAUAGCCUUUGGUUGUAUCGAUGUUGCUUGCAAACAUGCCACGGAGAAGGACCACGCUGACACCGGACUUCGAGUUUGCGACUAUCCCACAAUCCAGGACUACUUUGGAGAGUGCAUCAUAGACACGAAUGCUUGCCGAGCCUUCGUUUUCAAUGUGGCUCAUGGAAUGGAUUUGGCAACCAAUAAUAAUGAUUGGACCAUCCAUAGUGACCCCAAGGUCAUGCCAAGAUCAGACUUCCUGCACUGGUGCUGGCAGAUAAAGUUUGCAGCGGCCAAAAAUGUCGGACAUGUUUCCGAUGUAAUGCUUCACGCUUGCGGUGGUUCUGGAUACAAAACAGAAUUGGGCAUUGAGCGUCUUCUCCGAGACGGCAAAGCCGGCUGGGUGAUGGGUCCGAGCAAUGAGGUCACACGGCAGUGGGUAGGAAUCACGGCUCUCAUGGGCAUGGAGCAGCUGGAUUUAUGGUCACAGAAAACAAACAAGCGCCUUCUUAACUACGAGUUAAAGAAGCUGAAACCGGAAGUAAAGAAGGAGCUUGCGCACAAAAUGCUGAGGGAGUGUGAGCAAGAGCUGGGCCAAGACAGCGGCACGGCGCCAAACCAAGACACCGACUUCGACGACCCUUUCUCCACAUCUGCCGCCCUGCCUCUCGGCGCUUUCAAAGACCCCGCCGGUAAAGUCCACCUUGCUGCUUUAAACGCCGAUACCUUUACCAGCCUAAAGCUAACAGAGGUCAUCCAAGAAGCAGACAAAGUCCAGAGACUAAGAUUCGCUCUGCCUGACCCAGAAGCCCACUCAGGUUGUCUGCCCGGUCAGUAUGUGCAAGCACGUGUCAAUGUUGGCGGGAAAUUCCACGAGCGUUAUCUGUCGCCCAUGAGUGCUCCCAGUGCGUUUGGUGUGAUUGAGUUCGGGUUGCGGUUGGAGACGCAUGGCGCGUUCUCCAUCGCUGUUAAGAAUAUGAAAAUCGGAGACACUCUAGAAUGCCGAGGUCCAUGUGGAGGUUUUGAAUAUUCCGCGGGAAAACUGGAUACUUUGACCAUGAUAGCCACCGGAGUUGGAGCCACGCCUGCCAUACAGCUUAUCCGCAGCAUCACCAACGACCCCUCCGACACUACCAAGGUCAAGUUCUUCUACCACGCCAAGACGCCGGAGCAGCUCUUAUGCCUUGAGGAGCUCACAGCACUUGGGAAACGCGACAGUCGUUUCGAUUUCACCUUCUGCGUUAGCGAGUGUGACGAUUCCUGGACUGGGACCGAGGGACUUAUCGACGCCAGCACCUUGAAACCGUUCCUGCCACCCGCCAACGGCAAGACCAACAAGACCAUCAUCUGCACUGGUCCAGCAGUCGUAAUCACUACCCUGUCCGCCCUUCAUGAGCUUGGAUACAAGAGCGAUGGCAUCUACAUCUAUGGGCCUUUUGGAGUCGAGCUGAUACGUGCCGUGUAUGGCCAAAAAGCCAAACUUGCAACGCAUUUGCCCUGCUAGACUGUAUGUUAAUUGAGGACCACAAUGUGGUCUUCCCUUUAAGGUCCCAUAUUUUGUCAUCCUAGUUUAUAUUCGUAGUUGUCUUCUAAAACAAAUAUUGGCUUACGUAUUAACCACAUUUUGCAUAAUCUGUUGUUUAAAAGAAGUACUUCCAACCAAUUUAUCUCACACCUUUUUGUGAAAAGGGAUCCCAGGACUGAUUUUAAACACCUUCACAAAUGAGACAUGAACAGUUGCAAAAACAUUUUGUAAAAACAUUUAAGUGGAGUCAAUCAAGUGAAAUUGCCUCCAUUCAAAAUAUACACUGGAUAUGUUAUUUCCCCGAGGAAGAUGCUCUAGUUUAUGAAGACUUUAUACAGACAUUAAAAUAUUGGAGGUAAACAACAAUGACAAUAUUAGCCGUUGAUUGAAGAAAAAUUACUAUUUUAUUCAAUAUGAUUGUUGAUUGAAGAAAAAUCAUUACUUUCUUGUAACACAGCUAAUGAAAUUAUCUUACAAGUAUUUUCAGAUCUUAUGAGCAGCACAACAGCUUGGUUUACAACUUGCUAUUGCUUCAAGCAACCCUUUUAAAUGUUUACAUUCAUAUUGAGGAGGCAUCCAUUUGGUACAUAUAUAUGUAACAUGACAUGCAUGUGUCAUGUUACAUAUAUUAUGUAACAUGACACAUGCAGCCCGGUGUGACAGGAGUGGUAGUCCUUAGGAAUGGAAGUGCAGGGUACCAUACGUUAUAACGUUAAAAGUACAGGUUAGGGUUAAUUGGAGUAUGGGGUUAGUAUAUAGGACGAAUAUCAACUGGACAAAGUAAUGGGUGGAACUAUGGUUCCAAGCGAACUAGCAUUCCUGCCACACCGUUGUGACGAAACAGAGAGGCUUCAAAACAGAGAAUGCACUGCCCAUAUAAUUAUACAGAUUAGUGUUAACCUGACGUAUGUGGGUCAAAAUCUAGGGUGUGACGUCCCUGUACACAUUAAUGGGAACCGGACCCUCUAUCAUGGGGGAAUCUCUGUCACGUCUGUCACACCUGUGACAACUACAUAUAAAACACACUUUACUGCAUGUCACUUAUAUCAUUAUAAACAUAAGUAUAGGUCGCUUAUACCAAUUAUGUAACAGCAAGAAGGUAUUUUAGUACUCAAUCAACAGUAAAUCGUAGGUUUGGGA
Lingula anatina is the source of this 3490-nucleotide messenger RNA. RefSeq lists its product as uncharacterized. The record is from RefSeq and is a predicted model, not a curated record. NCBI's taxonomy places the organism in Eukaryota, Metazoa, Brachiopoda, Lingulata, Lingulida, Lingulidae. Gene Ontology annotation, molecular function: oxidoreductase activity, acting on the CH-CH group of donors; flavin adenine dinucleotide binding.